Thlaspi arvense is the source of this 1821-nucleotide messenger RNA. Lineage: Eukaryota; Viridiplantae; Streptophyta; Magnoliopsida; Brassicales; Brassicaceae. The record is from the annotation of a GenBank genome assembly.
CGGUUUUGGGGUGUCCUUAACCAGUACAGUAGACCGCAAUUCGAUUAUAACGGCGUUAAUUAAAACCGUCAGAGAAGACUUGUAGACUUGUAGUAUUCGUCUCUUUCCCUCUCUCUCUCUCUCUCCCUAGGAAAGAAGGAACAAAAGCAAAGCUUCGUCGUAGUGCUAAUAACUCGUUUUCUUCUCUCACUCCCACAAAUCCAUCGCUCUGUAAAACCGUCUUCGUUUCAUCUUUCCGGCGACGUAUUCCGAAUUCCGAGAGCAGGUUUUGAGGUGUUCUACUGUGUCUUUGUGAGGAGAGGUGCUUAGUAGCUAUGGGGAAUGCUUGUUGUGUUGCUUCUCGAGAGAAAGUGGUAGUGCCUAAUACAUCAGCAUUCGAGAAUCUGCAAAGAAACAAUGUGAGGUAUUCACCAAAUUGGAGCUUCCGGUGGGAUAACAGAGGACGAGUGGCAGGUGAAGACACCUCUCUGAGUUGGUUGUCUGAUGGGAUUAGUCGUAACGAUGGCUCUGAUGUCAAAUCCGAAUCUGCGUUUGUAUCAUCAGAAGGGUCCCCUCUGAACAAUUUUCAGACCCACUCAUGGCAAAAGUCCCCUGCUUCCGAUCAAUCUUUUUCAAGAUUUGCAUCCAUUGACACUGUCUCUGAACAGAUCACCCAGAACACUGCUACUUAUCGAUCUCCUGCAAAACGGUCUCUUUCAUUGGCUUCUCAACCAUCGUCCUUGUCGACGUCACCACUAUCUUACCAGAGCCACUUGCCGAUGCCACCUGCAAGUUCAUCGACACUGAAGUUGACACCGCACCAUCGUCUAUCAAAGCAGGUCUCUGAUGGUCAAGUCUUUGGAUUUAACUCACCAAGCAGAAGCUCAGCGAACGAAGAGAGGCUGGGAAAUGAAUCUCACUCUGGGCCGUCUGAUGCUUGGUCCAUGCAAGCCUUUUCAGAAAUGAUGGCGUAUUCCCGCAGAGAGUCUUGCUCUUAUGAUAGCGAGUGCUUAGGGCUUCGACGUGACAAGAUAGACCAUCAAGGAAACCGAAAGUCCAGUGAUCAGCAAACCUGUGGUGCUUGCUCGAGAUCCUUGUCUCAGAAAUCGCUGUUGAGUAGCCAAAAGAUCUUUGCCACUAACGAGCUCUCUGUAGCUGCGAUUCUAGCUUGUGGACAUGCCUAUCAUUCUGAGUGUUUGGAACAGAUGACACCUGAAAUCGACAAAUUCGAUCCUCCAUGUCCCAUCUGCACAUUGGGUGAGAAAAAAACAUUCAAGCUGUCGGAGAAAGCAUUAAGGGCGGAUUUGGAAUUGAGAGCUAAGCAAAACAAGAGACUAAGAAACCGCGUUGUGGACAGCGAUGACUUUUUCAUGUUUGAUCACAGCCGCAAAACAGGAGCAGCAGCAGCAGCAAGCGGUACUGAACACAAAGGUAAACUCCCGAAGCUGCUUUCGAGUUCAAGCUUGAGAAGCUAUUCCCCAAAGCCUUUCCUUGCACGACACUUCUCGUUCGGGUCCAGAAGUAAAAGUCUUAAAUCCCCGAAAGAGAAUCACUCUGCGAUCUCUUUAAGAAAGAAAGGCUUCUUCUGGACUAAAUCUACGAAACUUUAAAACUAAUUUGCUUCGUAAGCUAGGGCAGCGCUACUGAUCAAAGGUAUACAUUUGUUUGGGUCUAUGUUAGAGAGUAUCUCACAAGUCUCAACAAAAUCACAAGUCACAUCUGUUUUGUGUCCAUUUUUCUUGUGUUGUGCAAUUUCAAAUUUCCACACUUGUAAAUACAAUAAUUUUAAUAAUAUAAGGUUAAUUUUGAUCUGGCUUUGUCCAAGAGGUGUGAUUGAUUGGA